Calliphora vicina (urban bluebottle blowfly) is the source of this 6090-nucleotide messenger RNA. RefSeq lists its product as uncharacterized. Gene Ontology annotation, biological process: DNA integration. The record is from RefSeq and is a predicted model, not a curated record. Gene Ontology annotation, molecular function: nucleic acid binding. NCBI's taxonomy places the organism in Eukaryota, Metazoa, Arthropoda, Insecta, Diptera, Calliphoridae. The transcript has 2 exons. Bases 1 to 6090 code for a protein of 2029 amino acids.
AUGUCGGUUCUAGAUGAUUUUAUUAGAGCUUCAGAUAGAGUAGUCGAGUUCCAGGCGUAUUUUGAAACCUUACCUGCUGAAGGCCAUUCGGUUCAUUCAUUAGAAGUCCAUAAGGAUGAGAUUAUUCGAAUAUGGAGUGAGUUCAGAUCAUCUUAUGAUACGAUACUGAAUAAGUUCACUGAAUUAGAAUCAGUUAAUAUUGAAUCUUUAAAAUCACGGUUUUUUUCGACGUUUGAAGCACAUGUUAAAGUUCUUUCACGUUCCAAUCAACUUCUGGACAACCUUUGCCAAAAAACCGCCCCAAAUAACGCAUCUGAGUCAGUCACAAACACUCUACCGGAUUCUACACAUCAUAUUACUUUACCACCAUGUGAUACCGAAAUCUUUCAUGGAGACUAUCAGUCUUGGCCAACUUUCCGUGACAUGUUCACAGCUUUAUAUCGAAAUAGUAAACGUUUAUCACCCGUAGAAAAGAUGUGCCAUUUGUUAAAGAAAACGCAGGGAGAAGCUCGCGAACUAUUGAAAACAUGUCCUAUAACCAAUGACGGUUUCGAGAUGGCUUGGCAAAACCUUGUCAAUCGUUAUGAGAACAAGAGAAUACUUAUAAACGCUCAACUCAAAUCUCUUUUCAAUAUCUCUCCUAUUUCAAAAGAAACUGGUACUAACAUUAGGCAUAUUCAAAGAACUAUAAAUGAUUGUGUUACCAAUCUUAGACUUCUUCAGAUCGAUACAGGGAAUUGGGACAUAAUAUUUGUUUAUAUUUGCUCUACGUGCUUACCCGAAGUUACUCUAAGUUUAUGGGAACAAUCGUUACCUGACCGUAGAGAGCUGCCAACCUGGAAUCAAAUGGACUCUUUUUUGACAGCCAGAUUUCAAACCUUGGAAUCUGUAGCGGAUAUUCGUACCACGUUUGCCACUACCAAUUCAUUUAAUCCUGUUAAAUCCCAAAAUCAUAGAAAAUCAAAUUCUUCAGACCAAAAGAAAUUGAAUAGUUAUAGUACAAGCGUUAAUAACGAUCAAUCCCUAAAGUGUUCUCUCUGUCCUGACUCGCACCCUUUAAGACUCUGUCCCUCUUUCCUCAAAAUGUCAGUAGAGGACCGUUUUGCCACUGUUAAAAAACAAAAACGAUGUACCAAUUGUCUUGGUACAUCACAUGAAUUCAAAAAGUGUAAGAGCCAAUAUGUUUGUCAUAUGUGCCGCCAAAAACAUCACUCUUUGCUCCAUCGUAUGGACGUUACGCAUAGUAAUGAUCAACAGAAAACAGUACCGCCCCCCGUACAAGAUCCUACCUCUAUCCCGAAUGUAAACUCGAACAAUGUUCGUGGUAAUGAUACAUCUCAAAUAUUUAAUUUGGAUACAACCCCCUCCACUUCUACUCAAGCUGCAGAACGGAUUCGGCAGUCUUAUGCAACGAAGAUACAGUCCACACCUCACUCUACAGUUAUACUAGGUACUGCCCUCGUUGAUAUUUAUACCGACGAUUUGAAAUGUACUGUUCGUGCAUUAAUAGAUUCGGCUUCUGAAGCCACUUUCGUUUCUAAGAAACUUCAAAAAAAACUUUUCCUUAAGACUCGAUCUAUUCAAACCGAUGUCCAUGGUUUGAAUGAUGCUUUGACGGCCACUUCUACCCAUUUAUGUCAUAUUCGAAUCGGUUCUCCUAUUGAUAAAUCAUUCAAAACAUAUGCCGAUGCAUUUGUGGUGAAGAAACUUACUGGACAACUUCCGUACCAUUCGUUAUCAACCCUUAAAAAUAGCACUUUUAAUGACUUACAAAUGGCAGACACUCAUCUCAGCAAGUGUUCUGAAAUAGACUUACUGCUCGGUGGAGAUAUCUAUCCUAAAAUUAUUCAAAACGGGUUACGAUGGGAUCAUAAUCAGUCUUUAGUAGCGCAGAAAACAGUCUUUGGCUGGAUCGUUACUGGCAAAAUUGAGACCUCUACUCGUCUACAUUCAAUCUCUUCUUUUUAUAAUGAACUUUGCCUGAAUAAUCAACUUCAACGUUUCUGGGAGCUUGAAGAAGUUUCCCACAAACAUCGACUGUCCGACGAAGAUUUGCAUUGUGAAAAUAUCUACCAAUCUACUACAUAUAGAAACGAGAAAGGUCGAUUUGUUGUUUCACUUCCAUUUAAACGGGAAUAUCCCGAAACCCUUAACAUUGGUCCAUCCCGCGAUAUUGCUCUGUCCCAAUUUCUAAGGAAUGAAGUUAGACUGGCUAAAGACCCUCAAUUAAAAUUAGAAUACGACCGCGUUAUAACGGAAUACUCCACCUUGAAACAGAUGACUAACGUUUCACCAUCUGUCUCGAAUAGCAUGUACUAUUUACCCCAUCAUGCGGUUUUUAAGCCAGACAGCACUACUACGAAACUGCGUGUCGUUUUUAAUGCUUCCAGUCCUUCAAAAAAUGGAAUAAGUCUAAAUGAUCUUCUUCAUCCAGGGCCAAUUUUGCAAGCAGAUUUAACUAUCCUUAUCUUGAGAUGGAGACUUUUUAGAUAUGUAUUCAACGCGGAUAUCGAGAAGAUGUACCGUCAAAUUUUGGUCAAUCCCUCACAUACCCCAUUUCAGAGAAUAAUUCACCGUAGCUCACCUCAAGAAGAACCAAUGGAUUUUGAAUUAAACACAGUCACUUUUGGAGUAAACUGUGCCCCAUACUUGGCAAUACGCACUUUGCUCGAAUUGGCUAAAGAAUGUGAAACAACAAGUCCCACAGUUUCUGACAUUCUUAGAAAUUGCAUGUAUGUUGAUGACGUGUUAGCAGGAGCUCAUACUCUGUCAUUAGCCUUGAAAUAUCGUGAUGAAUUAAUAGCUGUCUUAGAAUCUGCUGGAUUCUCUCUGCGUAAGUGGACAGCGAAUAAUGACCACUUAUUAAAAGGAAUUUCUUCAGAUCACUUGCUAGAUGGUGAAUUUUUGAAACUUUCAGACUCCAGCACUACCAAGACCUUGGGACUAAGAUGGAAUGCUGGUAGUGAUUAUUUCUAUUUCAGACUCAAGAAUCAUCCCGAUAAGAAUCUAAUCACUAAGAGAUCAGUUUUAUCCGCAAUUGCCAAACUUUUUGACCCCGCCGGUUGGCUUGCCCCAGUAAUCGUGACAGCAAAAAUAAUUAUGCAACAAAUUUGGAAGGAUGGAACCAAUUGGGAUGAGGAUCUUCAACCUGCUACCUUGCUGAGAUGGCAUAAUUUUCUUGAUGAUUAUGUUCACAUAGAACACAUUAAAAUUCCCCGUUUUGUUGAUUUCGAUCCUUCAUUCUCUAUUGAAUUACACGGCUUUUGUGAUGCCUCAGAGAAGGCUUAUGCUGCAACAUUAUAUUUGCGUUCGGAGAAUUUAGGGUUCGUAUCUACACAUUUACUGAUCUCCAAAACAAAGGUGGCCCCCGUAAAAUUUGUCACGUUACCCAGAAAAGAAUUGUGUGGGGCAGAACUUUUGGCAAAAAUGAUUAAAUCUGUUCAGUCCCAGUUGAGCCUUAGUAAUUAUAAACUAUAUUUGUGGACAGACUCGACGAUAGUAUUGGCAUGGUUACAAAAACCUCCUAAUAAGUGGAAGACCUUCGUCGAGAACCGAGUUUCUUCAAUAAUUGAAAAAGUAGGAAGAGAAUCAUGGUAUCAUGUUGACUCCAAAAGCAACCCCGCUGACUUGGCAUCCCGUGGUAUCACGUUAUCACAACUCAUAAACAAUGAUCUAUGGUGGCAAGGACCAUCAUGGCUUAGUCGCCCACACGCCGAUUGGCCAGCACAAUCGUUCAACUUUGUGACAGAAGAAGAAACUAAACCCAUUCAUGUUCACGUAUCCCAGCUCAAAAACGACGAUAUUCUUCGAAACUUUUCUGACUUUCCUAGAGCAAUGCGUAUCAUAUGUCACGUGUUUCGGUUUUAUCACCGUAUUAACAUUAGAUUAAGACACAGACUUAUAACGACCGAAGAUUUGAAACGCGAGGAACUUAAUUUCGUUAGAACACGAAUGAUAAUUUCAUGCCAAAAGUUGUAUUAUGAUGAGGAAUAUAAACUUUUAACUCAAGGUCUACAAUUACCCCGGAAAAGCCACAUUUUAACUCUAAACCCUUUUCUUGAUUCCAACGGUAUAAUGAGAAUCAACGGACGAUUAUCUAAAUCUCCCGUACUAAGUUAUGAUGAAAAAUUUCCUAUUAUAUUACCUUAUCACAGUUGUUACUCUAAAUUACUUCUAACGUACCUUCAUAAAUACUCAAUUCACGGCCAAAAUGCGCUUUUGUAUAGAUUAAUGAGAAUCCAUUACUAUAUUCCUAAAUUGAAAACUUUGAUCAAAUCCAUUCUCUCUAAUUGCCGGGUAUGUGUAAUAAGAAAACGGCAGAAAAGCCAACAAAUAAUGGCGGCGUUACCACCUGAACGAACAACUCUUUCACGACCUUUUACUAAUACAGGAGUAGACUUUGCCGGCCCUUUCGACGUUAAGUCAUAUGCAGGCCGUGGUUGCAGGAUGUCAAAGGGCUACGUACUUGUAUUUGUAUGUUUCGCAACAAAGGCUAUACAUCUUGAAGCAACUAGUGAUAUAUCCACCCAAGCCUUUUUAGCAGCAUUUGCUAGAUUUUUUUCUCGUCGCGGAUGCCCUAGUUCCAUAUAUUCAGAUAAUGGUACAGCCUUUGUUGGUGCUGCCAAUAUAUUGAACGAUGACAAGGCUCAUUUUAUGUCUCUUCUUAGACGGAAACUUAUUGAGCAAUACAGUUUUGGUACACUAGAAUGGCAUUUUAUACCGCCAGGGGCUCCACAUAUGGGAGGACUCUGGGAGGCGGGAGUUAAAAGCUUUAAAUCGCACUUUAAGAAAAUUUCUCAAUGUCAGAGUUUCACUUUUGAAGAAUUCAGCACUAUGUUGGCUAGAAUCGAAGCCUGUCUGAACUCAAGACCUCUCAGUCCAAUGAGCGAUAGCCCAACAGAUCUUUGUGCGUUAACCCCGGGUCAUUUUCUCAUUGGAGAUCCCCUAUUAUCGCCACCUGAGCCAGAUCUAACGAACCAGUCUUUAAGCUAUAUCAAUCGCUGGCAAAAAUUGAAGGUGCUACACCAACACUUUGCACGAAGAUGGAAAGACGAGUAUCUUAAGGAACUCCAUAAACGCUUUAAAUGGAAAUAUCCCCGGCGUGACUAUGCUAUCGGAGAUCUCGUCGUAAUAAAACGAGAUAAUUUACCCCCCAAUCAAUGGCGGCUAGGCCGCAUCGAAAAAGUUAUAGUUGGUACCGAUAAUAGGGUUAGAGUCGCCGAUAUACGAACCGCCAAUGGCAUCGUAACAAGCACACCACUAAUGCCACGCCAAAGUCGAAGAAGUUCUUCGCCACUAGAAGAAAAGGGAUCCACAUAUAAAAAACAUACUACUCGACGUAAUUAUACUUCAUAUGACUGUCGUUUAUGUCGGAGAGACCAUCCUUUACGAAAGUGUCUGAAAUUCAAAAGAAUGAAUGUAUCGGAGAAAAUUAAGACUGUGAAGCGCUUUCAUUAUUGUGAGAACUGCCUAGCACAUUCACAUUCAGUUCGACGGUGUCGAAAUAGUGAUCGCUGUCGUCAAUGUGGAGGCAGACACCACACGUUGCUCCACCGUCACAAACGUCUGCAAGAAACACGAAGCGCACACAACUCAUCCGAUAACACACCCUCUUCUGGUUUGAGUAUUGUCACCCUACUUCCAACAAUCAUAAUCAAAAUUGAACUUGGUGACGAAUGGCUUAAUGUGCGAGGUAUGCUGAACCCAUGUGCAGAAGUUAGCUGCAUUGCGGAGUUUUUAGUUAAAAGAUACAAAUUAGCUGUGGAAGAAAAGGGCACAAAUCGAUGGUGCCAGAUACGCAUUCGUCCUCGAUUCGACGAAACUCCAAUAUUUUGUCUAAAUGUCAAAAUUAACACUGAAUUACCUCGCAAACAACCCACUGAAAAAAUUGAUGAGAGAGUAGCAAGCCUUUACACCAAUUUACGCCUUGCUGAUCCAACCUUCUAUCGACAUUCCGACAUUAAUGUUAUCCUUGGAGCGGAUAUUUAUCCACGUCUCAUUAAGCCGAGUCUUCAGCCUGAAACAGUUGGUACACCCAUGGCACAAGACACUGUGUUCGGUUGGACAAUUAUUGGAAAAUUUGGCGUUUAA